UUUUCUCUUUCGUCUCUUUCGCAGGGCCUCUCCGCUUCGAGGAACGGACUCCGAUCUGGUGAUCCCGCGAAUUCAGGGCUCUCCUCGACAGGACGGCUUUCUCUUCUUCUCAACCGAGCCGCCUUCUGACUGUGCUCUUUCUCUCUUUGUUUCUCUUCCUCUUAAUCGUACAGGAUGGAUGAUAGACAAUAGCCGGGUAUAGCUUCUUUUUUUAACCGGACCGCCCGCCCGGCGUUCUUUUUUUAAUUGUACAUAACUAUAUGUAUGUGUACUGGGACGUGUCGAGUGUGUAGACAAUGCUUCGAAUUAAGAAGAGAAAGAGAAAGAAAGAGAGAGACAGAUUUUCCGCUUUAUUCGAACCGCUUGUCUUUUUUUUUUUUUUGUAGAUACAGGAUGUAUGCUAGACAAUUCAAGGUUUUCGCGAUGCGACGCACGUCGAAGGUGUUUUACGCCGCUCGGUCGUACGGAGAACGCCCGUCGGGAAACAUACAAACGCAUUUAAUCGCGAGAAGUCGCGGCAUCGAUCGUUUACCGAGGUAUUUAUCGACAUAACGCAUCGCUCUGACUCAUUGGAAACUUGCUAAUGAAGCUUUUAAAAGAAAUCUUGAGAGAGAGGAACAGAGAGAGAGAGAGAGAGAGACUCUCUUUACACGCGCGCGCGGCAUAAAGAUUAAAGAAUAUGCCUGUCACGAUCACGUAUUGUUCAUGUAAAUGCAAAUCUAAAUGCAGAUAUUAUACAUUUUUCAUGUCAACAAUGAUAUUUUUUCAAGUUAACUAACGGAGUAUAUAUUCUUCUUUCCCGCGGCGACGGCGGCGGCAGGCAUCACCUGAGGCACGAUGAGGCACCUCGAGCCUCGAAUGCACGAAUGGCUUGAAUUAGUCGAAUUUCGUGAUGACGAUGUUCUACAGUUCUACCAGCAGCGGUGACGGGCGAGGUUGCCUAGCGACGUUACGAAUCAACAAACGAGCCACCCGAGAUCAUUGACAGCCGCCGUAGCUUAUUCAGCGUUCCGCAGUUCCGAUUCAGUUUUUGUAACAAUAAUCAAGUGAGAAAUGGCGAAAGAGAGAAUGAAAAUAGCGGCGAGCUACAGAGUGAACGAACCGAUACGUAACUUGAAGAUAAGAGUGCGAGUCGUGCAGGAGAGGUCCCCGCUGGCCGAGUUGCUAGCCGAGGAGCCUGAGUGCGGCGAGACCAGAGACUCCAAUUUCUUGGAGGAGGAGGACCAUAUUUUUAGCUGGCAGGACAAGGUGUUCGGCCCGUUCGAGAUCGAUUUCUAUGCAGACGAGAAGAAUUGCCUGACCGAUUGUCAGCGUGAGUGCCACCGGCGUAUACGCGACGAGCAGCUGCAAGGUUCACGUUUGUACUCGUACACGGAAAACGACCCCUAUUAUGCCGAUGACGACCUCCUGACGGUGCCUUACAGAUCGUAUUUGUCCGUGAAGAACGAGACCGCGUUGCCAGCCAUGCGGAAUCGCAAAACCUUCCGGGAGCGAUAUAACAAAAACGUGGUGGAUGACAAAAUCACGGAUACCAAGAUCCGAUCGAGCCAUUAUCUUUAUACCGAACGUACCACCAUGCGCGUGAUGGCCGAUCUUUCGCGCAAGGACGAGCCCGCGAUCAUCGGGUCGACGGACUCGGAGACGCUGCUCUGCACGGUGACGUACGACAAGGCGCGCAAACUGCUGACGAUUAGCCCCGAUUUCACGAUCGACGACGAGCAGCACUACAACGUCACCAACGGUUACGGCGUCAAGUUUAAUUAUCAAAUCGAGCACGUUUCCGAGGGGCGAACACCGCUGGAAUUGCAGGAGCACCGCGAAAACGCGCGGCGUGAAGUACAACAGCAGCUUGCUCAUAAAGAAGCAGAGUUAUACAAGGAGUUAGAAUUGCCACCACCAAAUUCAUCCACACUAUUCAUAUGCUUGGAUAUUGCGUCAGCUCAUGGCUUCUCUUAUGACGGAUUGUUUGUUACCUAUUUCAUCGAUUUGCCGCAACAUUGGAGUACAAAACAGAAAGAGAGAUUGUUCGGCAGAACUCAGAAGUGCCUUUUAGAAAACAGAACGGCGCAUUUUAGUUAUUGUACGGACAUAUCCUUGCAUUAUCCGUCAAAUGAAUUUCAACAAUCAAGCGGCGGUGCAUCGUCACUCUGGCCUCGUCUGUUACUCUCCGCCGCAUCUCUGGAUAGUUGGACCAGGUAUCGAAUAGAGGGUUACGCCGCAUUGCCAAUACCAAUGACGCCUGGUAGAUACAAAUUUACAGUUCCUACGUGGCGCGCAAAAGGAAGUAUUAUCGACACCUUGAGACGAUUUUUUGUUGGUGGCUCUUACGAGCUGGAGGAUAUAACAUAUUGUGGUAUUCCAAUGGGCCACGAGGGCAAAGUUUUAGACAAAUCAAACUUGAAAGUCGUACCGAGCGGAGAUAUUGUAAUUUAUAUGAAUAUAAUACUACAAAGUAGUACGCACACAAAACGUUCCAAUUAUCAAAGAGAUGACUCGGAUAAAGUGAGCACCGAUACACUUAUGAAUAACGUUGAAAAUGUCCUUGAACAAUUUAAAGCGGCUAAAGAACGUAUGAUACGAAUAAGAGCGAUGAAUUCUUAGAGUUAAAUUAUUCUAGAAUUCUAAUGACGAUUAAAAAAAGACUGAUCGAUAAAAUUAAUAUCUGUCGUAAUUUAAUUUUAUAUUAAAUAAUAAUAUACAUUUAAAACAGUACAUGUAUUAUAAUGUAAAUUAAAAUGGAAAUUUAAUUGUAUGAAAUAUAGUAAGAGAAAUAUAAGAGAUGAUUUUAUA
This is a messenger RNA of Temnothorax curvispinosus, 2790 nucleotides long. RefSeq names its product Meckel syndrome type 1 protein-like (gene Mks1). Gene Ontology annotation, cellular component: MKS complex. Gene Ontology annotation, biological process: cilium assembly. The coding region runs from base 1054 to 2601 and encodes 515 amino acids. NCBI's taxonomy places the organism in Eukaryota, Metazoa, Arthropoda, Insecta, Hymenoptera, Formicidae. The transcript is spliced from 5 exons. The record is from RefSeq and is a predicted model, not a curated record.